Nicotiana tabacum (common tobacco) is the source of this 430-nucleotide messenger RNA. The record is from RefSeq and is a predicted model, not a curated record. Lineage: Eukaryota; Viridiplantae; Streptophyta; Magnoliopsida; Solanales; Solanaceae.
CACCAUGGGGAAAGUUCACGGAUCACUUGCUCGUGCUGGUAAAGUGAGGUGGCAAACUCCAAAAGUUGCCAAACAGGACAAGAAGAAGAAGCCUCUUGGCCGUGCUCACAAGAUGAUGCAAUACAACCACAGAUUCGUCACAACAGAUGUUGGUUUCGGGAAGAAGAGGGGGCCGAACUCAUCUGAGAAGUAAAUGAAGAAAUGACUUUAUUUUUAGGUAAAGAAAGUUGCUGAAGUUCAAUGAGUUGUAUUUGCAUUCUGUUGCUUCUGAGAAUACUCCGGACAAUACAAUGUUAGCACUAUUAUACAAUUGGUUUCCAUAGUUAAUGAAAUGGGAUAAGCAAGAAUUCAAUGGUCAUCGUGAUCUUGACCAAGUUACUGGAAAAAUUGCUGCUGCUCUUUAAGAGAUGAAUUCAGGCAAUUUUAUGAA